CAUCACGCUGUCGUCAAACAGAACCGCCACGACGACGAUGAAGCUCGUUGCUCUCGCUCUCGCCGCUCCCGCCGUGACCGGGCUGCAGUUCGGCUCCAAGCCGGCUGCCCCCAAGGGCGGCUUCCAAUUGCCCGCGGCGCCGGCGCUGCCCAGUAUGUUUCCGCGUCGCAUGUCCAACGUGCCUUCAAAUGUGCUUAAGGCUGCAAGUGAGCUAGGCUUCCAGUCUCGUCUCUCCACUCCCACCUUUCCACGAGUCCACCGUCGGCCGCGCCGGCGCCGCGCGCGAGUCGCGAAACAUUCAUGUGAUUGCACGCAGGCGAGGUGCCGGUCGCGGCGGUCGGAGCAGCUGCCCUGGCCGGCGCGCUAGCGCUCUCGGUCGGCAGCGCGGCCGUCGGCGACGGCAUCGUCCGCUUCGGCAUGCCCUUCGGCGGCGAGGUCCUGGUCCCCGGCGCGCCGUUCCAGCCCGAGAACGGCUACCUCGGCAUGUGGUGCGUCUCUCGCGUCGAAAGCGUCGAGGGGGUAUGUCGAGUAUCUGUACUUCCGCGCAGGAACUGGGAGAAGCAGGGCCCGAAGGCCGUGCCCAAGGAUCAAACUCCGGAGGCGCAGAAGGCGUUGAUGGCGCAAUUCCAGGCCGAUCGGGCCAAGGUCAGUGACGCAGCGUCUUCAUGAAGCCGUCGACGCGAUGCCGCGCCGCGCGAGAGUCCGCGCGUCUCGCGAGGGGAACCGCGGCGACGGCGUCUGUGCCACACAGUUCGACGCCGAGGCCAAGGCCGAGGGCUUCACGUCGGCCGAGGCGCGCGGCGUAGAGCUUCGCGCGAAGCAGGCCGCGCAGAAGGCUAAGGAGGCCGAGGCGGCGGCGGCCGCCGCGAAGGCCGCCGCGGCCGCGAAGAAGUAGACGAC
Pelagomonas calceolata is the source of this 900-nucleotide messenger RNA. The record is from the annotation of a GenBank genome assembly. NCBI's taxonomy places the organism in Eukaryota, Pelagophyceae, Pelagomonadales, Pelagomonadaceae.